AUGACAGCAUUAUUACGUUAUGUUGCUUAUUAUCCUUCAACACAAGAAUAUUUAAUAAAUAAUUUAAAAAUUAUUGAUUCUAUAUUAAUUCUAUUGAAUAAUUAUACUUUAUUAGAUAAUAUAUUAACAGCAACAGAAUAUAAUUCCAAAACAAAUUUAACUGAUUCAGCUAUUUCAUUUAUAUUUAAUUUAUCACAUGAUUUCAAUUUUUAA
Adineta steineri is the source of this 213-nucleotide messenger RNA. The record is from the annotation of a GenBank genome assembly. Lineage: Eukaryota; Metazoa; Rotifera; Eurotatoria; Adinetida; Adinetidae.